This is a messenger RNA of Fusarium poae, 627 nucleotides long. RefSeq lists its product as uncharacterized. The record is from RefSeq and is a predicted model, not a curated record. The coding region runs from base 1 to 627 and encodes 208 amino acids. NCBI's taxonomy places the organism in Eukaryota, Fungi, Ascomycota, Sordariomycetes, Hypocreales, Nectriaceae. The transcript has a single exon.
AUGGCUCCCGCACCGCCUCCACCUCUGCCUGUCGCAGACAACUACGCCGCUCUUACAAACCGCAUCUCUCUCUCUAUCGCCUCAAGAUCAUCGAUUUUAAAAAAUAUGACCAGCAGUAGCGCCUCUGCACCUGUGCGACGCCGUGUCAUUCCGGACGACAACGACGAUGAUCUCACACGUGGCACACAACCCAACACCGGAGUCGGUUACGUCCCCGAGAAGAAAGAUGUGCAGAAGCCCGCAAACUCCAGAGAGGAAAGGAUGCUAAGGGGCAGAAUGGGCAAGGGCGCUACCGGCAAGGCCAAGAAAAAGGUUGAAGAGAGUGAGAGCGAAGAAGAAAUGGGAAGGAGUGCGCUGGGAAAGAGGAAGAGGCCGCGAAGACAGGUUGUCGAGCCUCAGCCUGAGCCCGAGCCGGAAAUUGAGAUUCAGGUGCUACCUAAAACGACGUCUGAAAGUGAAGAGAAGAAUGGUAAUGGAGCUGAGGUUGAAGAAGCGGAUAUUGAAAUGAAGGACGUCGCCAAGGAAGAGAGUGCAAAUCUUGAGAAGACGACAGACAAGAAGCGUAGGGGAAAGAACAAGAAGAAGAAGCAAAAAACUAAGAAUGCAGAGGCAGGGGUAAUAGCAUGA